This is a messenger RNA of Prunus avium (sweet cherry), 2087 nucleotides long. RefSeq names its product alpha/beta-Hydrolases superfamily protein. The record is from RefSeq and is a predicted model, not a curated record. Lineage: Eukaryota; Viridiplantae; Streptophyta; Magnoliopsida; Rosales; Rosaceae.
AGCUUUGCUCUUUUUGGCGUUUACAACUUAGAAAAUGAGAAUAGCAUUCAUAACAGUUGGGGGGCUGGAGAUCUGGAAUUGGAAUGCUAAUUCUAUUCUUAAUUUAUUGUCAUUGUCAUUACCUCCAUCGGGGCCACCGCCUGAUUCACAUUCGAAAAAAUAAUUUUUGUUAAGCGUUUUUACCUUUUCGUAAUGAUGAUAGCUCAAAGUUUUUCUCAGAUUGGGCGAAGUGAAUUUUAAGGUUUAGGUUAAGUUUAUGAUACCAUGAAAUUCCUUCUGUCUUUUUCGUUUGAUUCAUAUGGCUUUUGUGGAAUUUGAGGGAAAAGGAGGAGAAAGGCUUCAUAUCUAACUUUGAAGUGAGGAUUCUCACUUCUCAGGAUUCUGCUAUUGUUUUGUUUUUUCCUCAUCUUAUGGGUCGGAGCAGCUUUGAGGGACGCUUGAAAGCAAGAUGAUCGAUCAGUUCAUUAAUUUUGUCAUUCGCCCUCCCAGGGCAGAGUAUAACCCGGAUCAAUAUCUUUGGGAGAGGGAUUUCACUCUUGCAGGCAGAACAUACAUACGACAAGACUUGGAGGCAACUCACAAAUGCUAGGGGACAUACAUUGCAUUGCAGUCAUUAUCUGCCUUCACCUUUCCCCGAAGAUGCUUCUCUUCCUUGUGUUAUAUACUGUCAUGGAAACAGUGGGUGUAGGGCAGAUGCAAAUGAAGCUGCUGUAAUGCUGCUUCCAUCAAAUAUCACCGUUUUUACUCUUGAUUUUUCGGGUUCAGGCUUAUCUGAUGGUGACUACGUCAGCCUUGGUUGGCAUGAGAGAGAUGACCUCAAGGUUGCGGUUUCAUAUUUAAGAAGCAACAAACAAAUCUCACGUAUAGGUCUUUGGGGGCGAUCUAUGGGUGCAGUUACAUGCCUUCUUUAUGGAGCAGAAGACCCAUCCAUAGCGGGAAUGGUGUUGGAUAGUGCCUUUUCAAACUUGUAUGUUCUAAUGAUGGAGCUAGUUGAUGUGUACAAGAUCCGUCUUCCUAAAUUUACAGUUAAGAUGGCAGUACAAUACAUGCGUCGGAUAAUUGAGAAGAAGGCAAAGUUCGAUAUCAUGGAUCUUAAUUGCUUGCAGGUUUCAUCCAAAACAUUCAUUCCUGCUUUAUUUGGACAUGCUAAGGAUGACAAAUUUAUCCCAAACCAUCAUUCUGACCUUAUCUACAAGUCUUAUGCGGGGGACAAAAAUAUUAUAUAUUUUGAUGGUGAUCACAACUCUUCUCGGCCCCAAUUUUAUUAUGAUUCAGUUUCCAUUUUCUUCUACAAUGUUCUUCAUCCCCCGCAAAUUUCUUCUCAUUCAUGUAAGCUUGAGAAAUAUUAUGAUUUAGGGGAUUUGAAGAUUGGUGCUGGUUUGGAUGAGGGCUUGUUAUAUGAGAUAAUCACUGGCGUUCAUUCUGCGGGUACUGAUGUUGCAAGUUCAUCUUCUGCUCCUCCUGCCAUUUCAACUACAAAAUGUGUGGGCGAACUUCUUUCUGAAAUUGCACCAGUGACUACUGUAGUUGAUUCUGUGCAUGUGGAAGCUGACAUACUUAGUAGUCAUGAACCAUCACAUCUAGAGGACCAGCCUAAUGAUCAGAAUGAAGAAUGUUGUUCAUAUACAAGCUCAAAUAGAGAGAGUUGGGGCAGAUGCUCUUCAUUAGGAGGCAGUGAUGAAGAAUCUUCUGCUGAUUGCACAGCUGCUGACAACAGGCAUCAGAAGACUCUUAAGGUGCUCACGAUGCCUCUUCGAUGCAUGCAACAAAAAUCAUCAGAGCUAAAAAAGGAGGAAAAGAAAAAGAAGAAGGUUCCCAUUGUUCCAAAGAAGCCCAAAAGUGAGAAAUUUGAAAAGCUAGAGGCCCUUAGCAAACGGCUGCGUCUUUGCAUCCUUAAGCGAGUAAACCAUUGUAGACAUCCCACUUCGUGACUGCUGUACUAUAUAAAAGUGUUUGUAGCUAUAGUUGUUUCCAUCUUCAAGUUUUACUUUUUGUUGAUUUAUACCCCAACCUUGUCAUCAUUUUUUCUUUUUCUUGUUUUAAAUCAUUAGUCCUGUUCUAUUUUCUGUGUCUCGCAUGAGGUUUCA